CGGACAAAAAACGGGCAAAAAAGGGGUUAAAGGAUGGCUAGGAAAGGGUUAAAGGCGGCCAUGAUCCACCUGCGGCGGCACACGCCCGUGCCCGCCCUGCUCGUCACCUGCGUCUCCACGCUGCUGAUGCUGGUGACGGGCGACAUCUACACGCUGAUUAAUUACGUGGGCUUCGUUAAUUACCUGUGGUACGGCGUCACCGUGGCCGGGCUGCUGCUGCUGCGCUGGCGGGAGCCGCGCCUGCCCCGCCCCAUCAAGGUCAGGCCACGCCCCCUCGGCCGCUCGGCCACGCCCCUUCCUCCCCGAGCCACGCCCGCUUUGGGG
Messenger RNA from Onychostruthus taczanowskii (white-rumped snowfinch), 324 nucleotides. Its product is annotated as large neutral amino acids transporter small subunit 2-like. Gene Ontology annotation, cellular component: membrane. The annotation marks the transcript as partial. The record is from RefSeq and is a predicted model, not a curated record. Gene Ontology annotation, molecular function: neutral L-amino acid transmembrane transporter activity; L-amino acid transmembrane transporter activity. The transcript is spliced from 2 exons. Gene Ontology annotation, biological process: amino acid transmembrane transport; neutral amino acid transport. NCBI's taxonomy places the organism in Eukaryota, Metazoa, Chordata, Aves, Passeriformes, Passeridae.